AUGGACUCAGACCUAUGGACUCAGACCUAUGGACUCAGACCUAUGGACUCAGACCUCUGGACUCAGACCUCUGGACUCAGACCUCUGGACUCAGACCUAUGGACUCAGACCUAUGGACUCAGACCUAUGGACUCAGACCUAUGGACUCAGACCUAUGGACUCAGACCUCUGGACUCAGACCUCUGGACUCAGACCUCUGGACUCAGACCUAUGGACUCAGACCUAUGGACUCAGACCUAUGGACUCAGACCUAUGGACUCAGACCUAUGGACUCAGACCUAUGGACUCAGACCUAUGGACUCAGACCUAUGGACUCAGACCUCUGGACUCAGACCUCUGGACUCAGACCUCUGGACUCAGACCUCUGGACUCAGACCUCUGGACUCAGACCUCUGGACUCAGACCUCUGGACUCAGACCUAUGGACUCAGGUCCAUAA
Molecule: messenger RNA, 438 nt
Organism: Knipowitschia caucasica
Lineage: Eukaryota; Metazoa; Chordata; Actinopteri; Gobiiformes; Gobiidae
Source: the annotation of a GenBank genome assembly